Aedes albopictus (Asian tiger mosquito) is the source of this 1609-nucleotide messenger RNA. RefSeq names its product glycine N-acyltransferase-like protein 3. The coding region runs from base 137 to 1000 and encodes 287 amino acids. The transcript is spliced from 2 exons. Lineage: Eukaryota; Metazoa; Arthropoda; Insecta; Diptera; Culicidae. Gene Ontology annotation, molecular function: acyltransferase activity, transferring groups other than amino-acyl groups. The record is from RefSeq and is a predicted model, not a curated record.
UCAAUUUAUUUAUCAGUCAGAGUGCUUCUACCCCAUUCUUCACUAACCGAUAAGAUAGAACAUAAAUCACCUUAUCAGCAGUAGUACACCAUCAACUUCAAUCACAUCGUUAGCAAUUAAUUGUGUACAGCUAAAAAUGUGUCCGAUCGGCAAGCUUGUUCCAAUUUCUCGAGCCGAUUGGCCUAAAUUACGCGAUCUAUUCAAGGGCAACGACCUUGCAAACGAAACCCCGCUCAAUGCCAUCCAGAACUACAUCGAAUGGGCGCAGAUUGACCCAAAAAUACGUCAUUUGGAGAUUCUCAGCUUGGACGACCGUUGGCGAGAAAAUGGGACGUUCAUAAUUUCGGACCGUCACGAAUUGUUUUUCUUCACACUUGAUCCAACACUCGAAUCGCUGUACCAAGCAUUGGAGCUCAUCGAUUGGGACUUUCCAUACCGAAUCUUCGCUAUUCUGGACCAACAUCAAGCGGUUCUGAGACAAAUCUUUAGCAAACUCAACAUCCCGUACCCCAAAACAACAGUUGCUUGCAAUCUGUCCCGACUGCCGAAAGAAAUUGGCAUCCGAUUUGAAGUCACUCCUCCACCAGGCUUCCGUUUAGGCACCCUAAAAUCCCACCACGUCCAAACAAUCAACGAAACGUGGCCCUUCCGAAGCGGUGGAUCCGAGUACGCCCUAACACGAUGCCUCCUCUGGAACACCAACGUGGGUUUGUUCAAUGACCAAGACGAGCCGGUUGCAUGGUGUUUGCUUAACAAUUUGGGAAUCAUUUGUGUGCUGUACACCGUCGAGCGCUAUCGUCGCCGAGGGCUGGCGGAAGUAGUGCUAAGGUCAAUGGUGAACAAAUUGGCCCAACGGGGGAUGAAUGCGGUCACCAGUGUGUUGCUGGAGAAUGUACCAUCCCGAGCGCUAUUUGAGAAACUGGGAUUCGAAGGUGAUUUGACUGUGCACGAUAGUUGCCAUCAGGUGGUGGAUCGGCUGGUGGAGUGGAACUUUUUUUGAAACGUUCCGCACAACAAAGUGGAAACAAGGGUGAAUUUGUCACCGGAAGUGACACAACCUGGUGAAAUAAUGCGUUAUUUCUUAGUCGCAUCGCGUCAUCGUUCGGUGUUCAAAUAAAGGCUUGCGGUUCCAUAGGCAUACAAAGGAAUGUAGUUUCUAUUGAGGUGCAUUAUUCAAGAAGAGUCAAAUUUCGUAAUUAGCUCUUUUGGGACUUUUUCCGUAUGACUUGUAAGGGAGAGUGGCGUCAUGUUUUAAUUUUGACAGGCCUCCUGCUCGUUUGAAAUGGGUAUUUGAAUGUAUUUGACAGAUGAUCACUGUUCUAAUUUUGACAUUGACGCCACGCUCCCUUCCAAUCACUCUAGGAGCCGACAAAAAUACUCAUGUAAUUAAAGAGCUAGAAAACACUUUUUUUCAAUUUAAAUGCAAUUUCACUCACGCAUGAGGAACGGGAUGAAUGACCCAUAAAAGGUUAAAAUCCCUGGUAAUAAACAAACAACAACAACUCACGCAUGAGGAGAUUUUUUUAUUACCGUACGGAUUUAUGCCGAAAAGGAACCAUGCUCUUAUAAAAGCUCCGAAAUAACAAUAGAAUCCAUUCAUGCAAACUUC